Messenger RNA from Pipistrellus nathusii (Nathusius's pipistrelle), 1440 nucleotides. The record is from the annotation of a GenBank genome assembly. NCBI's taxonomy places the organism in Eukaryota, Metazoa, Chordata, Mammalia, Chiroptera, Vespertilionidae.
AUGAACUUUGAGGAUUUGGCCAUUGCCUUCUCUCAGGAGGAAUGGAGGUUUCUUGAUGAGGAUCAGAGACUUCUGUACUGCGAAGAGAUGCUGGAAGUUUUUGCACUUCUAUCAUCAGUAGGUUGUUGGCAUAAAAUGGAUGAGGAGAAGAUGCCCCCUGAGCAGAGUGUAUCUGUAAGAGAAGAGCCACAGGUCAGGUUUUCUAAGACAGCUCCAGCUGCCCAGAAGACCUGGCUAUGUAAGUGGUGUUUCUCAGUUUUAAAACAUAUUUUGCACCUGACUGAGUCACAAGCAGCAUACUGUGAGCAGAAAGCCUUCUUCAGUGACACAUCUGUGAAAGACUUAUUUUCCAGUGCAAACUGUCAUCAGCAGCAGAGAGAUGCCAGUGGAGAGAAGGCGUGGGAAGAAGAUAUGGACAGGGCCUCAUUUGUGUCCAGGUGCAGCUUCUAUUUAACAUGGGUGCCUUCAGCUAGUACGGAGGUUGGCAAAGACUUGCCAGCCAUCUCAGAUAUUCUCCAACACCAGGCCACUGUUAGCACUGAGGAGCCACACAGUAGCAGUGAGAUUUCCCUUGAAUUUCUUGGUGGAAAAAAUCGUCAUCAGUGUGUUGAAUGUGAAAAAGCUGCUAACAUCUACCAGAAGGUUGUUCAGCAUCUGGGUGUCUGCUCUGGAGAAGUGAAUUAUGAGUGUAACAAAUGUGGGCAAGGUUUUAGACAAAUGUUUAAUCUCAUUCAACAUAAAGGGGUUCACAAUGGACAAAAGCCCUAUGAGUGUAGUGAAUGUUGGAAGUUCUUCAGAAAUAAGUCUAAUCUCAUUCAGCACCAAAGAGUUCACACUGGAGAAAAGCCAUAUGAGUGUAGUGACUGUGGAAAGAUCUUCAGCCAAAGUUCUACGCUCAGUCAACACAAAAGAGUUCACACUGGAGAAAAGUCUUAUGAGUGUACUUACUGUGGAAAGGCCUUCCGUGAAAAGUCUCACCUCAUUAAACACUACAAAGUUCACACUGGGGAAAAGCCCUAUGAGUGUACUUACUGUGGAAAGGCGUUUCGUGAAAGGUCUCACCUUAUUAAACACUGCAGAGUUCACACUGGAGAAAAACCCUAUGAGUGUAAUGCCUGUGGAAAGUCCUUUCGUCAAAGAUCUACCCUCACUAAACACCACAGAGUUCACACUGGAGAAAAGCCCUAUGUGUGUAGUGACUGUGGAAAGUCCUUCCGUCAAAGAUCUACCCUCACUAAACACCUCAGAGUUCACACUGGAGAAAAGCCCUAUGAGUGUAGUGACUGUAGGAAGUCCUUCAAUCAAAGGUCUCACCUCAUUAAACACUGCAGAGUUCACACUAGAGAAAAGCCCUAUGAGUGUAGUGAAUGUGGGAAAUCUUUUAGCCACAAACCUAGCAUACUUAGACACCUGAGAGCUCAUUCUGGAGAAAGUCCUUAA